Molecule: messenger RNA, 1023 nt
Organism: Dothidotthia symphoricarpi CBS 119687
Lineage: Eukaryota; Fungi; Ascomycota; Dothideomycetes; Pleosporales; Dothidotthiaceae
Exons: 2
Coding region: 1-1023 (340 amino acids)
Molecular function (GO): 1-alkyl-2-acetylglycerophosphocholine esterase activity
Source: RefSeq, a predicted model, not a curated record
AUGCGUAUGCUGUGCUAUACCACCCCCCUGUUGGGCCUGGUAGUCUCCGCAACGUUCACCCUCCCACAAGGCUCCGGGCCUUACCACUCCAGCUUGACUAUUUACGAACUAACCGAUACCUCCCGUCUCGACCCCUUCAAUGCCACACACCUGCGCCGACUCAUGAUAUCGCGCUUCGACCCCAUCCUAGCAGAACAAUGCUCGCUCAUCACAACCCCAUACUUCUCGCCCGCAACCGCAGCAGAGGAGAACCAAAUCCUGGCAGAAUACGACUACCCCCCCAUCUUCGAUGACUUCAAUCUCGAGGAAAUCGCAUCACACGGCUUCGUAGUAAUCACAAUCGACCACCCGUACGAUGUCGACGUAGUCGAGUUCCCCGACGGGACCGUCAUCUACGGCGGGCGCGUCGACAAACCAACCGCGAAUUCCAGCGCGUCGGUCGAACACGCGCUGGAAGUGCGCGCGCGUGACGUAUCCUUUGUGCUGGACACGCUGGGCAGCAAGCUCGGCGACGACGUGGUCAUGUUUGGGCAUAGUUUCGGCGGCGCGGCCGUGGCCACGAGCAUGUUGCGGGAUCGCCGCAUAAGCGCGGGUGUCAAUCUCGAUGGGAUUAUGUUCGGGCCUGUUCUGCAGCUGGGGCUUGGGAAUGCGUCACUUCCGUGGCCAUUUGUGCUGUGGGGGAGCGAUGGGCAUGAUUCGUCGACUGAUGAGUCUUGGGGGUUGUUUUGGUCGGCGCUGGGUUCUUCUAUGUCGGCGGGGUAUAGGAAGGAGUUUACCAUCACGGAUAGUGCGCAUGGGAGUUAUUGGGAUCUCAAUGUCUUGGUGGAUGUGGCGGGCAUCCGGGAGGAGUUGAGCGAGACGGCGCAGUGGCUUAUCGGUCCUUUGCCUGGAAGUCGUGUGUGGGAAACGUUGGGGCGGUAUCUCUCGAGCUACUUUUUGUUUGCGCUGGGAAAGGUGCCAGAAGAUGGUAUACUCAAGGGUCCGAGCGAUGAGUUCCCGGAGGUUUCUAUACUUCGGGGAUGA